Molecule: messenger RNA, 1307 nt
Organism: Cicer arietinum (chickpea)
Lineage: Eukaryota; Viridiplantae; Streptophyta; Magnoliopsida; Fabales; Fabaceae
Product: fasciclin-like arabinogalactan protein 11
Biological process (GO): plant-type secondary cell wall biogenesis
Cellular component (GO): plasma membrane
Source: RefSeq, a predicted model, not a curated record
AAAUCUCAUCAAUGCAUCAAACUAGUACUUACUCAUUGCCACUACAUUUGCAAAACCAUCAUAACUUUAAUCUAUCAAAACCAAAAUGAUGUUGAAGAAGCAAUCUCAUAUCUUAUCUUUUUCAAUAGUAAUACUAUUUUCUCUAUUGUAUUCCACAACAACUACUUUAUCUCAAUUAUCACCUGCUAAUGCUCCAAUACAACCUACACUACCGGGUGCGGCUCCACCAGCCGCAUCCCCGAAACCAUUGGUUCCGUCAUUACCACAAUCACCGAGUGAUUCGACACCUGACACUUCAUCAGUUGAUAUCGUCGGAAUACUAAGACAAGCAAAAUCAUUCAACGUAUUCAUUCGUCUAAUGAAAACAACACAAUUGAUAAACCAACUGAAUUCACAACUAUUAACAACAAAAUCAGGAGGGUUAACAAUUCUUGCACCAGAUGACAGCGCGUUCUCAGAACUAAAAGCAGGGUAUCUGAACUCUCUAUCAGACGGACAGAAAUUGGAACUAUUACAGUUUCAUGUAAUAUCAGAGUAUGUAUCUAGCUCUAAUUUUGAUACUCUAACCAACCCUGUCAGAACACUCGCUGGAGCCAAACCUGGAAAAGUAGAACUCAAUGUCAUAAGUUAUGGUGGAAAUGUCAACAUAUCAACAGGGGAAGUCAACACAACAAUAAGUGGCAUUAUAUAUACUGACAAACAUCUUGCUAUUUAUAAAGUUGCCAAAGUGCUUCUUCCUACGGAUUUCUUUGCCGUUGCUAAGGCGCCAGCAAAGGCGAAGGGACCUUCUUUGGCGCCGGAACCUUCAGCAUUGACUCCAAAAGCUGAUAAGGGGAAGCCAUUAUCACCAGAUUCCUCAGAUUCGUCUCAAGAUAAGCCUGCAAAUGAUAACUCUGGUACUGUGAAAAUGAAUGUCUGUGGAAAGUGGAUUUCUCUUAUUGUUGGAGUAGUUCUCGUGACUAUAAUGCAAAAAUAAAUCAGAAUGUGAUUACUGAUUUGGAUUUGAUUGUCAACUUCGUAGCCAAAAGUACUGUUCUAUUAAUUCAAGAAUUUUAUGCGAUGUGUUAUUAAAAUAAUGGAGAACGGAGUGAAUGUUGGAUUGCUGGUGAUGAGUUUAUCAAACUGAAUUAGGGGUUCUGAGAUUGUUGUAUCUAUGAAUUUAUUAAGCAAGAGUAUUAUGGUGUCAUUCUAUGGUGAAUUUUUUAUUUUUAUUUUUACUUGCUAAUAUAUGGGGUCGAGGAUGGGGUUUGGGCUCAUUUAAAAUGAAUUAUUCCCGUUAAAGAUUCAAGAAUAAAAUCAACUAUGAA